AUGGAGGCCGAAAUAAGAGCACAAAUCCCAUCCAUCGAUCAUGUGAUAUCAGACUACGCCGUGGGAUAUCUGACGCAUGCUUCGAGGGCGUACACCGGGGAUGAAGAGCACGGCAGCUUCUCGCCGCUGUCGGAGGCGGCAGACACGGUGUCGGCGCUGCUCGUCUCUGCCUCUGGGGACUUUAGCCCGCAGAACGAAGAAGCCGUCCGCAACCUGGUAGAGAAGUUCAUCAACACGCUGAGCGCAGUCGACCCGGAGAAGAGACAGAUCUCCUCUACCGCUGCGAAGAAGCUGGACCAUACCAUCCAUGUGGGCUCGCAGCGCAACAUCUCUUCCACGCUGGGCCUCUCCGGCGUCACCGUCGACCUCGAGUCGGCCAAUACCCGCAAGGUCGAGUCCAGAGUCGACAAGAAGAAGCUCGAAAAGGCAGAGCGCAAGAUCAGAGACAAGCAGGACCGCAAGAUCAUGAAAAAUGUCGAGUACGAGGCCUCCAAGCUCAUCACCGAGGCCAACGAGGCCCAGUCCUACGAGGAGUUCUUCAUGGCCGUCAACCCCUUGCAGCUCGGCACAGACUCGCAGGCCAAGAGCAAGGACAUCAAGGUCGACGGCGUCGACGUCUCCAUCGGCGGUAAACGCAUUCUCACCGAUACCACCCUCUCCCUCUCCUUUGGCCAUCGCUACGGCAUGGUCGGCCAGAACGGUAUCGGAAAGUCUACUCUUCUGCGUGCCCUCAGCAGGAGAGAGGUCGCCAUUCCAACUCACAUCUCCAUCCUCCACGUCGAACAAGAGAUCACCGGUGAUGAUACGCCAGCCCUACAGGCAGUUUUGGAUGCAGACGUCUGGCGGAAGCGUCUCCUUGCCGAUCAAGAGAAAAUCUCGUCUCAAUUGGCUGCCAUCGAGUCUGAGAGGUCCACCAUGGCCGAUACCUCCAAGGAUGCCAUACGGCUGGAUCAGGAGCGCGAGGCCUUGGAUAUAACACUCUCCGACAUCCACGCCAAACUGGCCGAGAUGGAGUCUGACAAGGCUGAGCCCCGUGCUGCAAGCAUCCUGGCCGGUCUAGGUUUCUCCCCCGAACGCCAGCAGUAUGCCACCAAGACCUUCUCCGGAGGUUGGAGAAUGCGACUGGCCUUGGCUCGAGCUCUCUUCUGCGAACCUGACCUCCUCCUUCUUGAUGAACCCUCUAACAUGCUGGACGUUCCAUCCAUCACCUUCCUCUCCAACUAUCUCCAGACAUACCCCAGUACCGUCCUCGUCGUUUCCCACGACAGGGCUUUCCUCAACGAGGUUGCCACAGAUAUCAUCCAUCAGCACUCUGAACGGCUGGAUUACUACAAGGGUGCAAACUUCGACUCAUUCUACGCUACCAAGGAAGAACGCAAGAAGAACGCCAAGCGUGAAUAUGAAAACCAGAUGGCCCAGAGAGCUCACCUGCAAGCCUUCAUCGACAAGUUCAGAUACAACGCCUCCAAGGCUGCGGAGGCCCAGUCCAGAAUCAAGAAGCUUGAAAAAAUGCCUGUUCUUGAGCCCCCGGAGAGCGAAUAUACCGUUCACUUCAAAUUCCCCGAUGUCGAGAAGCUUUCCCCUCCAAUCAUCCAGAUGACAGACGUCACAUUCGGUUAUACCAAGGAUAACAUCCUUCUUAGGAAUGUCGACCUUGACGUCCAGCUGGAUUCGCGUAUCGGUAUCGUGGGGCCUAACGGUGCUGGUAAAACUACAGUCUUGAAACUGCUUACGGGCCAGCUACAGCCUACCAAUGGACUGAUCUCCCAACACCCGAGACUUCGAAUCGGCUUCUUCGCCCAACACCAUGUUGAUGCCCUGGACAUGACCACCUCCGCCGUGGGCUUUAUGGCCAAGAAGUUCCCCGGAAAGACCGAAGAAGAAUACAGACGGCAUCUCGGAGCCUUCGGCAUAACCGGUAUGACCGGCCUUCAGAAACUCGAACUACUCUCCGGAGGUCAAAAGUCCCGUGUGGCAUUCGCCUGCAUAUCCCUGACAAACCCACAUAUUCUCGUCCUUGACGAACCAUCCAAUCACCUCGAUAUCGAGGCCAUGGACGCCCUUACCGACGCACUGAAUAAUUUCCAGGGAGGUGUCUUGAUUGUUUCUCACGAUGUUACGAUGGUACAGAAUGUUUGCACCAGUCUUUGGGUUUGUGACAAGGGGACUGUGGAGAAAUUCUCUGGAGAUGUCAAUGCCUAUAAGAAGAGAAUCAUCGCUCAGGCAGACGCAGCUGGUGUUGCUAAAGCCCAUUAG
Messenger RNA from Microsporum canis CBS 113480, 2256 nucleotides. Its product is annotated as GCN20. Gene Ontology annotation, molecular function: ATP hydrolysis activity; ATP binding. The transcript is spliced from 8 exons. Lineage: Eukaryota; Fungi; Ascomycota; Eurotiomycetes; Onygenales; Arthrodermataceae. The coding region runs from base 1 to 2256 and encodes 751 amino acids. The record is from RefSeq and is a predicted model, not a curated record.